Molecule: messenger RNA, 2898 nt
Organism: Ruditapes philippinarum (Manila clam)
Lineage: Eukaryota; Metazoa; Mollusca; Bivalvia; Venerida; Veneridae
Product: somatostatin receptor type 2-like
Exons: 2
Coding region: 1248-2366 (372 amino acids)
Biological process (GO): G protein-coupled receptor signaling pathway
Cellular component (GO): plasma membrane
Molecular function (GO): G protein-coupled receptor activity
Source: RefSeq, a predicted model, not a curated record
GUAAAAUAACACUCUGUUUAAACAAUGAAGACAGGAUCUAGAGAGAAAAAACUGAUAGACAGAGUUCUGCUAGCGGCUUCCCGUUGAUGUUAAUGUUCCAAUAACAGGGCUUUAGUAUCUGAAAGGUUUCAAACAGAAGCAUCGGACUAUUGUUUUUAUUUCUGUUUACAAGGCUUAAGAGAGGGGACAUUCAUUAUAAAGAGUAAAGUAGGAGAUUAAUCUUGAAUUCUGAUUAAUGAUGUAUAUUUCUAGAAAGGAUUUUUACUAACUUUUAAACCUGAAUUUUAUGAAAGGUAAUUCGGAUCAAGCGGCUUAAUUAAUGGACGAAAUAGAUGAAAAUCGGCACGAAAACCCAUUUAUCAACUUUUUGCGAUAAUUCCAUGACAUCCAUUAACAAUUAGCCUAAACACGCGCUAUAAAUCUGCUUGAAAUAAUAACUCAAUAAGAUGACUCCCGUAUGGCUAAAAAAUAAACGGUUUUCGUUUGCCAGACGAAUCGUUGCAUUGGUACAAUAAACAAAAUCCAUCAGAAUUUAGUCAAAAGAGAUAGCGAUAAGUGUUUGCCAAUAAUUCCGAAUAUCAAUUCAUUUUGGCAAAGACUUGAAAUAUGUAUGGAAGCUGAACUCAUAUCAGUUAAAGAUUGAUGAACUUAAGAUAAACAUAUCAUGUGAGGUAGUUUUAGAUCCAUAGAGUAUUUGCUAAAAUAUUUUCAAGAAUAAUAAUUUAGUCAGAGAACAAAAACAUACGGACAACGCAUUGCUUUUAUUGUGCUUUAUUUUGAUUGACGGAUAUACGAACACAAAUUUUCAUUAGAAAAGGGAGCAUGUUAUGCAACAGUGCAGGAAAACAUAUCAGGAUUGGAAUAUAAUCAAUCCUCUAGAUUUUGUUUAAAUAAUGAAGAUAUGAAAAAGAAUCCAUGUUGUUGAACGGACAAGAUUAGAACAUAACAGCAGCAACUUUGAGAAGGAUUUUGCAUACGAAGGAUAUAUACGCGUAACAUUUAUUACAAAUAUUGGUAACCAUUUGAAGGACGAAUAUUGGUAACAAUUUGAAAGAAAAUUAUUGUUUUGAAAACAUUAUGAUAAAAAUACUGUCAAAUGUAAAACAUUGAAAAUUCAGACCCCUUAAAUAACAAAGGAAUAUAUAAUUCAAUAUAUAUAUUUAUUAAAUGUUGGUUUAACAUUUUCAAAACUGUUCGAUACGUGUUGUUGAAUUUAUGAAGUAGCAAGUAUAUUCCAUUAGAAUAAAAUGGAUGACUUAAUAAAUGCUACUCUUGCAAGCAUAAAUGUUAGUUUAGGCGUAAAUGACAAUAUUCAAACAUUACCACAAACAACACAACGUGUCCCUCCUCCUCCUCCUCCUCGGCCGAGUGAAGCAUUGGUAACUUUCAAGAAGUAUGCGUACCUCAUAACUUGUGUUGUUGGAAUUUUAGGGAAUAUAAUCAUAUUCUUUAUCUUCACGAGGACCAAACUGAAGAAACCAUCUACUGCAAGAUAUUUAGCAGCAGCGGCAAUUGCAGAUUCUGGGUUCUUACUAGUAGUAAUGUUUGUUAUUCUAGAGGAAUCGUAUCAUGUCAGAGUGCACUCGGUGAUAGGACCAUGUCAAUUAAUAACGUUUGGGGACCAUGCGUUUUCUUUCCUUUCAAGAUGGUAUUUAACGGCUGUUGUUAUUGAGAAGUACAUAGGUGUCAUGUGGCCACGUAAAAAGACUAAGAUGUGCACGGUUUUUCGCGCAAAAUGUGUUAUUAUUUGCUUAGCGAUUAUUGGAAUAGUUUGUUACUUAUAUACGACAUGGUUUGUAGGAGUACACGGCAAACCUCCAUUUUGUCAUUUAUUCUAUGACGAUAGACGGGUGCUAGAUUCCUGGAAAAUACUCACUAAAUUAGACGCGGUUGUAAACUUUGUUAUUCCUUAUUUGAUACUUUUUGUCUUGACGUGCCUUAUUUCAUAUAGGAGCUGGGAAUUCCACAGGAGGUCGUUAACGGCUGGUGAGAGAUUUCUGCGCAGGAGAAGGGUAACAACACCAGAAGAUAAAGAAUUUAAAACUACACCAUUACUUAUAUUGCUUGCUACGAGCACGCUUAUUCUAAGUAUACCAAAUAGCGCCAUCAGAAUUCUUACUAUUACUGACAAUUUUCAACCUACACAGUCCAUGAUGCUAAUGAUGACAUUGUUUCAUUAUUUUGUAGUUUUAAACAGUGCGAUUAAAAUUGUUAUUUAUCUCAUAGCUUCCAAUGCUUUUGCACGUCAAAUUGGUAAAACAUUUUGUUUGUUAAAACAUGUUUGGAAAAAGUCAGACGAUUCUGAGCUUCAGACACGCCAUAUCACUGAGAAAAUGGAAGGUGUUGCAAUUGAGGGAAAGGUGUAGAAGAAAUUAUGCCAGAUAAACCAACUUUCUCUUUUAUUUUGCGUUGUGUAUAUAUUUUGGAAACAAAAACAUAGUAUUUUGACUAUAUACACAGGUGUAUUUACUGAAAAUAUCAAUAUUAUAGAAUUAUAGGAUGAAUACAUUUAUCAGAAAAAUGUUCAAUACUUUUUGUAACCCGUGAUUAUAUAGAAUUUUUUUGUCAUCAAAGUGGUGCUUAAUCAAUGUUUGAAAAUAUGACGAUGAGUUGUCCGUACAAUAACUGACAAGAACACACGUUAUAAGCCGAGAAAUUCGUUUGUUCUUUUUACAAAUAAAAUUGUAACGUUUCUGUUAAUAAGAAUACAAAAAACAACAGUUAAUUUGUAGUGAAUAUGUUGAUAUUAUUAUGUCUUUAUUUAUUUUUGUAUUAUUGAAUGAUUUUAUGAAUUUUAAAAAAUUACCGUAUCAAAUUUUUCAAUAAACUACAUUUGUUUACUAACAUUUGUCAGAAAACGAAUUUUUAGAUUGUAAAAUAAACAAAUUCCUGAUUUCA